UGUGGUGGAAAUGAAGUCCAAGCUCGACAUUGAAUAUUAAAAAUCUCUUGUUUUUUUGCAUCGGAAUCCGGUGCCGUGGAGUUACAUGUUGGGAAAUGAUUAAUGUGAGGAUAGCACUUCUUUUUAUUUAGUUUAGUUUCGUGUAUAAUUUCUUACCUCCUAGGGGUCAUUUGUGCUUCGCGCAGACUUCUGGGAAAUGUAGUCCCCGCGUCUGUGACGUCACAAAACGCCGUCCAGGAAAUCCCUUUCCUGCUUCGGUCUCCACAUGUGAGUCUUCCCCAAAGUUGAGGAGAGUUCCGUCUGUUGCACAUUCCGGUUGCAUCUGUGACAUGGAGGAAAUGCUGUCCUUCUCGGAUGUGGCCAUCGAGUUCUCUCCAGAAGAGAGGGAAUGUCUGGACUCUGCUCAGUGGAAUCUGUACAGGGAUGUGAUGCUGGAGAAUUACAGCCACCUUGAAUUCCUGGGUCUUGCUGUUCCUAAGCCACAACUGGUGACAUUUCUGGAGCAAAGACCAGAGCCUUCAGAUGGGGAGAGACAAGCAGCAGCCAGCGUGCACCCAGGAACAACACCCGAAGAUAAUAGCAUUUUCUCCGAGGCCACUGAUUAUAACUCACUAUAUAUUCAAUGCCAGAGAAUUCAUACAAGGAUUAAAACCUACAAGUGUGAAGAAUGUGGUAAGGGCCUUAGUUCUUAUAAAGCACUUUCCGUACACCAGAGACUUCACACUGGACAAAAACCCUACACGUGUAAAGAAUGUCACAAAGCCUUCAAUACCCCUGGAGCACUUUUCAUACAUCAGAAAGAUCAUACUGAUGAGAAAACCUACAAGUGUGGAGACUGUGGCAGAUCAUUUUACUAUCUUUCAAUGCUGAAGCAACAUCAAAGGAUUCAUUCUAGAGAGAAACCUUACAAAUGUGAAGAAUGCGACAGAUGUUUUUUCUCUUUUUCAUACCUUAGACAACAUCAAAGAAAACAUUCUGGAGAGAAACCAUACAAGUGUGAGAAGUGCGGCAAGUGUUUUUGCUUCACUUCAUCCCUUCGGCGACAUCAAGCUCUACAUUCAGAAGAGCAUCCCUAUAAGUGUGUUGAGUGUGGCAAAACUUUUUCCUCUUUUACAUACCUUCAGGAACAUCAAUUAAUUCAUACUGGACAGAAAUCUUACAAGUGUGAAGAGUGUGGCAAAUGUUUUUACUUGCCUUCAUCCCUUCGGCGACAUCAAACAAUACAUUCUGAAGACAAGACCUACAAUUGUGAAGACUGUGGCAGAAGCUUUAGCUCUUCUUUAUCCCUUAGACGACAUCAACCAAUCCAUUCAGCAGACAGUCCUUAUACCUGUGUACACUGUGGCAAAUGGUUUUCCUAUUCUAGGGAUCUUCAGGAUCAUCAAAGAGUUCACACUGGAGAGAAACCCUACAAGUGUGAGGAGUGUGACAAAGCCUUUCAUUAUCACUCAUCCCUUAAGACACAUAGGAGAAUUCAUAUGGAAGAGAAACCCUACAAGUGUGAGGAGUGUGGCAAAGCCUUUCGUUGUAACUCGUCCCUUAGGAGACACAAGAAAGUUCAUAAUGGAAUGAUACCCUACAAAUGUACAGAGUGUGACAGGUGCUUUUACUCAUCUGUAUUCCUUAGACGCCAUCAAACAAUCCAUUCUGAAGACUGUCGUUAUACCUGUGUACACUGCAGCAAAAGGUUUUUAAAUUCUAGGGAUCUUCGGAUUCACCAAAGAAUUCAUACUGGAGAGAAACCGUACAAGUGUAAAGAUUGUCACAAGGCCUUUCCUUGUAACUCAUCCCUUAGGAGACACAUGAGAAUUCAUUCUGGAGAGAAACCCUACAAGUGUGAAGAGUGUGACAAAACCUUUUAUCUUAACUCAACCCUUAGGACACACAAGAGAGUUCAUACUGGAGAGAAACCCUACAAGUGUGAAUACUGUGACAGAUGCUUUUCUUCGUCUUCAUCCUUUCUACGACAUAAAAGAAAACUUCAUUCUGAAAAGGAUCCCUAAAAUUGUGGAGAAUGUAGCAAAGACUUUAUUAGUCUCAGUAUCCUUAUUCAACACAUGAUAUAGUUAAUACAGGGGAGAAGUCAAACAAAUGUCUUAAAAAGUUUACUUCUUCAAACCUUAAAACACAUCAAAUGUUUCAUUCUGACUGCAAACUUCGUGAGUGUGUGAAGUGUUUGUUUGGAAAGUCUUUGUCAACAAAUCAGGUAUUAUCCAACUGAAAUAAAUACAUAUGGAUAAUAUUAAUUUAAUCCUAUUAGAAUGUCAUCAGAGAAGAAUAGAGACCUCUUUGCUGUAACUCCCAACAGUUUAUUCAAGCAAUGUGUUUGAAACUUGCCUUUAUUAAUAAUCUCUAUCUUCGAUAAUUAUAAAUGCUCGAUUAAAUCUUUACCAUGUCAUAGCUUUGUCCCUUGGUUGCCCAGAAUCUGAGAUCUGAAUAUUUACUAUUGUUUUUCCCAGUGGAAUCAUCCAUGCUCCUGCAAUAUCUCCCCUUGGUGUAAAAUAAAAAUAUUGGUGAGCUAGCAGUUUUUCAUCCCGCGUUUGACUCUGGAAUCCUUGUUGCUUAUAUAAAAGGACAGAGACAGCGUUAAAACAACAUGAAUGCUCUUGCAAUUAUAAGGCCUCUGCAGCAAGGCAGCAGCUGUGGCUGCAGAGGUGCAGCCGUCGGCUGAGGUAGUGAUAGUUUCAGGUGCAGCUGCUUUG
Molecule: messenger RNA, 2702 nt
Organism: Chionomys nivalis (European snow vole)
Lineage: Eukaryota; Metazoa; Chordata; Mammalia; Rodentia; Cricetidae
Product: zinc finger protein 58-like
Exons: 4
Coding region: 330-2003 (557 amino acids)
Biological process (GO): negative regulation of transcription by RNA polymerase II
Molecular function (GO): DNA-binding transcription repressor activity, RNA polymerase II-specific
Source: RefSeq, a predicted model, not a curated record